AUAACCAGGAAGAGAAUAAAAUAGUAGUCUUUCUCUGCAUUUCUAGAGAAAGAGAACUUGGAACCGGAAACUUGGGAAUAGUUGACUGACAAAGUCCUAGAGAGAAAGCAAAAUAGACAUGAGGGGAAGGCAAAAAGGAAGAACAAAAAAAGGAGGAAGAGAAUAAAAGAAAGGGAGGGGGCAGGAAGGAGGAAUAUAGAAAACGAAAGCUAAAUAACGAAACGGUGCCAGAGCUGAAAAGAACUUCAACAAAAUCAGAGGGAAUUUCCCAGCAAAAGCCUAGGUCUUAUAGAAAACAGCAGUUUUAUAGCUGAUGAUUGUCCCCUCCUUUUCCUAGAGGAAGUUUAGUCACUUUCAAUAUCCUUUGAGUAAACAGCUUUCAGACCAGAUGUGAAGUGGAGAGAGGGGACCAAAAGUGAGGGAUCAUGGCUGAUGGGAAUACCAAGAAAACUACAUUAAAGGCUUUUGAGUUACUGGGAAAGAACAUAAUCAACAGUGUUUUAGAUGAUUUGCUGGAAAAAGAUAUACUGAAGUUGGAGGAAGAUGAACAAGAGGAGUACCGUAAGGCUCAAAUUGAUGCUAAAGCUGAAAAGAAAGCUAGAGUUCUAUUAAAUUCUUUGACUCGAAAAGUCCGCAGUGCAGGUCAAGUGUUGGCCAGUAGCCUGAUUAACAAAGAUGAACAGGAUGACAGUGAUGAGGAGUCUUUGUCUUCUGCUUCUGCAGCAAGCCAGGUUGUGCCAGCUGAGCCCACAAAUACACUCAAGCUUUGUUCUCCAAAAGAUUUCCAAAAGCAGAGGAAAGAAAGGGGAGCAGAGAUAUACCCAAUAAAGGAGAAGGAAGGUCGUACACGGUUGGCCCUCAUCAUCUGUAACAUAGAAUUUGAACAUCUCUCUGAGAGGACUGGGGCUGAACUUGACAUUCAAAGGAUGAAAAUCCUUCUUGAAGAGCUAGGAUACAAUGUGGUUAUCCUAAAGAACCUCACAUCUUUGGAAAUGGAAUCAGCUUUGAUGGAUUUUGCUGCCCGUUCUGAGCACAAAACAUCUGAUAGCACUUUUGUUGUGUUCAUGUCUCAUGGUAUUCUGGAUAACAUUUGUGGGAAAAAUCAUCAGACUGAGAACCCAGAUGUGCUCGCUUAUGAUACUAUUUUCAAAAUUCUAAACACCAAAAAUUGCUUCAAUCUGAAAGACAAGCCCAAGGUCAUCAUAAUUCAGGCUUGCCGUGGAGUGAAUCGUGGGCAUGUGUGGGUGAGUGAAGCCCCAGAAAUCACUGAACACAGUGAAAAUCAACAGCAAGUCUUUGAGGAGGAUGCUGUCUGGAAGACCCAUUUAGAAAAGGACUUCAUUACUUUCUGCUCUUCAACUCCACAUAACAUUUCUUGGAGAGACAUUGAAAAUGGAUCCAUCUUCAUUACAGAACUCAUCCGUUGUUUUCAACAGUAUUCUUGGUGUUGCCACAUAGAAGAAAUCUUCCGAAAGGUUCAGAAUGCAUUUGAAACUCCCAAAGUUAAGGCCCAAAUGCCCACCAUUGAAAGACUAUCCAUGACAAGAUAUUUCUACCUCUUUCCAGGAAACUAAACUUUGAAAAUACAAGUAACCAGGACUUUAUGUAUCCACUUAUUUCAGAAGUAAUAUUUCUGAUAAUGUUCUGAUAUUCAACAUAUGUAGGCAACUAAUAGAUAAAUAUGAAAUCAAAGUCAUUUUCCUGUGGAUAAUUCUUAAGUCACUCACCAAGAAGAAACUAAACUAAUCAGAACCACAUGAACAACAUUGAUCCAAAUCAAACAUAAGAUAAAUGUAAAACACUGUUUUCCCUAAUACCCAUAAAAUGAAUAAAAUUUAUAAAAAUGUUAAUAGUCAAUAUUGGAAGCAUUGUGGAAAGAUCAACAUUUGCAUUUUUGGUCAAGAUGUGAAUUAGUCUAGCAUUUUUGGUGAGUAGUUUUGAAUUAUAAAAAUUAAGUGACGAAAAUGGCCAUACUCCUAUAUACAGAACCUCCAGUACUACUUGGUUGGUUGUUAUUCUUUGUUCUCAAAUGACAUCACCAUAUUGAAAUCAAAGUAGAGUGAGUCUGGCUGUGGUUGAUUAGACCAAAACCAAAUAGUCUGUAUGAACAUGAGGAGGAGAGAUGUCUCUAAAUUCACGAAUCUCAUGUUUCUUUUGAACUACUGGAAUUCUUCUUUGCUCAUAGAGCACAGAACCUUCUUUAAUAUGGGCACACCUUAUGCAAGGUGGCAUUUUGCUGCUGUCUCUCAUGGUUCUCAGUCAUUUCCAAAUGUUCUUCAGAGAGACCUUGAGAGUGCCUUGUAUAGCUUCUUCUGACUGCCAUGUGCUUGUCUUGUGUAAGUGUGCUAGGUGAAGUGACUAGAGCCAGGAGAAUAUUGUAUAGAGCAACAUCAUGAUUAUAUAGUGAUCAAUUCUGAUGGACAUGGCUCUUUUCAACAAGGAGGUGAUUCAGGCCACUUUCAAUGGACUUGUGAUGAAGAGAGUCAUCUGCCCUCAGAGAAAAGGCUUUGGGACUGAGUAUGGAUCACCACAAAGUAUUUUCACUUUUGUUGUUGUUUGCUUGCAUUUUGUUUUCUUUCUCAUUUUUUUUCCUUUUUUAAUCUGAUUUUUCUUGUAUCACAUGAUAAUUUUGGAAAUAUGUAUGGAAGAAUUGCAUAUGUUUAACAUUUAUUAGAUUAUUUGCUGUCUAGGGAAGGGGGAGGGGGAAGGAAGGGGAAAAUUGGAACACAGUUUUUGCAAGGAUGAAUGUUGAAAAUUAUGUGUACAUAUAUUUUGAAAAUAAAAAAAACUUUAAUAAAAAAAGGAAAAAAAAGGGUUUUUAAAGGAAAUAUGUGCUAGGUGUAUAUUCCCAGGAAGUUAAAAAAAAAUAACCACAUAUACUAUUAUAUUUAUACAGCUUUUUGUGGCAGCAGAAAAAAAAAUGGCAAGAUAGAUGCAUAUUAGUUGCAAUAAAGAUAAACAAAUUAUGCUACAUGAAUGCCAUGAAAUGUGAUUGUACUAUAAAUAAACAUAUCAAUAUAGAAAAGAAUGAAAAAA
Molecule: messenger RNA, 3036 nt
Organism: Antechinus flavipes (yellow-footed antechinus)
Lineage: Eukaryota; Metazoa; Chordata; Mammalia; Dasyuromorphia; Dasyuridae
Product: caspase-13-like
Exons: 9
Coding region: 426-1574 (382 amino acids)
Biological process (GO): proteolysis; regulation of apoptotic process
Molecular function (GO): cysteine-type endopeptidase activity
Source: RefSeq, a predicted model, not a curated record